Messenger RNA from Cladophialophora psammophila CBS 110553, 1374 nucleotides. RefSeq names its product adenylosuccinate synthetase. Gene Ontology annotation, cellular component: cytoplasm. Bases 1 to 1374 code for a protein of 457 amino acids. The transcript has a single exon. NCBI's taxonomy places the organism in Eukaryota, Fungi, Ascomycota, Eurotiomycetes, Chaetothyriales, Herpotrichiellaceae. Gene Ontology annotation, molecular function: adenylosuccinate synthase activity; GTP binding. Gene Ontology annotation, biological process: 'de novo' AMP biosynthetic process; IMP metabolic process. The record is from RefSeq and is a predicted model, not a curated record.
AUGCCCGUUACUCUGGUGUUGGGCUCUCAAUGGGGCGAUGAAGGCAAAGGCAAGCUUGUCGACAUCCUUGCUUCCUCCGCUGAUCUCGUCUGCCGCGCCGCGGGGGGCAAUAAUGCUGGCCAUACCAUCGUGGUCAACGAUGUGACAUAUGACUUCCACAUCCUCCCCUCUGGCCUCAUCAACCCCUCCUGCCAAAUCAACCUCAUCGGCACCGGUUGUGUCGUGCACAUCCCCAGCUUUUUCAAAGAACUGAAGGGGCUGGAAGAGAAAGGCCUGCAGGGCGUGCGGGAGCGCAUUCUGAUCUCAGACCGUGCUCAUGUAUGUUUCGACUUGCACGGCGUCGUGGAUGGUAUCUCCGAAGAUAAAUUCAAGAAUCUCGAUGGCGGAAAGAACAUGAUCGGCACUACUCGCAAGGGCAUUGGCCCAUGUUACAGCGACAAGGUCGCCCGCAGAGGUGUGACUUUUUGGAUGCUCGUCAACGAACAACAGCGUUGGGAGAGGCGCCUGCGAGAUCUCGAAGCGAACUACCGCAAACUCUACGGCGACGCAGCACUGCAGGGUUACAACCUGGAAGAAGAGAUCGAAAAGUUGCGCGGAUAUCGGGAAGAGUUGCAGCAAUACGUCGUCGAUCAGACACCUUUACUGGCACAGGCGGUCGGGACAAAGGGAAUGGCUACGGCGAAUUCGAACGGCGCCAGUGCUCGCCAGCCCAACAUCUUGAUCGAGGGUGCUAACGCACUCCUUCUAGACAUCGAUCACGGCACCUAUCCUUACGUCACGUCCAGCAAUACUGGCCUUGGCGGAGUCUUCACCGGCCUUGCUGGCCUCUCUCCCCAAUCCCUCUCUGCGCCAGGAAGCAACAUUGUCGGUGUGGUAAAGGCGUACACCUCCCGCGUCGGCGCCGGCCCCUUUCCCACAGAACUCAACGCCGCAAUCUCCCCCAAGGACGCCGAAUACGGUGAGCGUCUACAGGAGGUCGGCCGCGAAUGGGGCGUUACGACAGGCCGCAAGCGCCGAUGCGGCUGGUUCGACCUCGUCCUGGUCAAAUACUCUGCGGCCGUGAACUGCUACACACAACUCAACCUAACGAAACUCGACGUCCUAGACGGCUUUGAAGAAAUCCGCGUGGCGACGGGUUACAAGGUGAACGGUCAGACACUGCCAGGCUUUCCAGCGGACCUGGACGUCAUGGAGGAGAUGGAGGUAGAAUAUAAGACCUUCAAGGGGUGGAUGACUCAGACGACGGGAUGCAAGACGUUCGAAGAUCUGCCGGACCAGGCGAGGGAAUAUAUCGAAUUCAUCGAGAGGGAGGUCGGAGUGCCCAUCAAGUGGAUUGGCACAGGCCCGAGGAGGGAGGAUAUGUGUUUCCGCUAA